AUGUCCUCUAAGAUAGACUCGGAUUUGCAGAAGAGUCUGAAGAAAGCAUGUUCUAUAGAAGAAACGGCCCCCAAGAGAAAGCAUGUCCGUGCAUGUAUCCUUUACACAUGGGACACUAAAUCUUCCAGAGCCGUCUUCCAGACUUUGAAAUCAUUACCUUUGGCGAACGACGAAGUGCAAUUAUUCAAGUCUUUGAUUGUUCUUCAUAAGAUUAUUCAAGAAGGUCACCCUUCCGCGGUGAAGGAGGCCAUUAGAGAAAAGGAUUGGAUUCAUUCGCUGGGAAGAAUACAUCCAGGCUCUGCAACCUACGGCAAGUUAAUUAGAGAAUACGUGAAUUAUCUAGUAUUGAAAUUAAAUUUCCAUCAACAUCAUCGUGGGUUUAAUAAUGGGAUGUUUGAAUAUGAAGAGUAUGUAUCUCUGGUGGCAGUGGCUGAUCCAGAUGAUGGGUACGAGACUAUCUUGGAUUUAAUGUCCUUGCAGGACUCCCUAGACGAUUUGGCUCAGAUUAUCUUUGCCUCCAUCCAAGCAGAUAGUUUAAAUACCGAGUGUAGGAUUUCUGCAUUAAUUCCCUUGAUUGCUGAAUCGUACGGUAUUUACAAGUUUGUAACAUCCAUGUUGAGAGCAAUGCAUAUACAAUUGAAUGACCCAGAGGGAGAUGAAGCAUUAAGACCAUUGGAAGAACGUUACGACUUGCAACAUGCAAGAUUGUUUGAAUUGUAUGCAGAUUGUUCAUCUAUUAAAUUCUUAACUACUUUGGUGACCAUUCCUAAACUACCUACGACACCACCAAAUUUGAAUGUUACUAAUGAUGAAGGCGAUGAAACAAGUAAAGAAAUUAAAUUCCAAAGAAAGAGUCCUGUAAAGAAGGCACCUUCCACUGCUUCAGUGAAUAGAGUUCCAUCAUCUCAAAAUUUAUCUAAUAGAAAUGCAAGUACUGCAUCAUUCAUGACCCCAGUGGCAACAGCUUCUGCAGCAGCUGCAAUGAUACCAACAGUGACUGCUGCAGCAAUGAUGGCUACCCCCACAGCAAUGAUGUCACAACAAUAUCAGCAACAACAACAACCUGAUUUUUGGGUAAACCAACAGGCUCAAUAUGCUAAUGAACAAGCACGUUUGGAACAAGAACGUCAAUUACAAUUACAGCAACAACAAGCGCAACAACAGGCGUUCCAACAGCAGUUACAACAAGCACAAAAUGAUAUGAUGCAAAUGCAAUUGCAACAACAAAAUCAACAUCAAACUGAUCUAAUCGCUUUAACGGAUCAACAUGAUAAAGAUCAGACUCUCUUAUCUCAGUAUGAUCAAAGAGUACAACAAUUAGAAAAUGAAAUUAAGACUAUGGAUCAAAAUGUGUCUCAACAGAUUGCUAAUAAAGAUGAACAAAUGAUUGGAUUACAGGAUCAAUUGACUGUAUGGGAGAAGAAAUAUGAUUCGUUGGCUAAGUUAUAUUCUCAAUUACGUCAAGAACAUUUGAAUUUGUUACCUAAAUUCAAGAAAUUGCAAAUGAAAGUUAAUAGUGCGCAAGAAUCCAUUAAGGAAAAGGAACAAAUUGAAAAUAAACUGAAAAAUAAGGAUCUUCAAUUGGCUCAGUUGAUAAAGGAACGUGAUAGAGCACAAUUAGAGUUAGAAAGAAAUAAGAGCCUCACUCCUCAACAACCACAAAUUGAUGAAUCUACAUUGGCAAAAGUUAAUAUGGAUAAAUUGAUACCUAUAUUAGAUGCAGUUUUAGAAAGUGGUAUAAAUACCAUUCAAGAGUCCAUAUAUAAUUUAGAUUCUCCAAUGAGUUGGUCCGGACCAUUAUCACCACCUUCCUUCAUAUUAUCCCUUGUUGAGGGGACAUCUGAAAAGGCAACAGAUUUUGCUACGAAAUUUAAUGAUUUGAUUGUAGAUGGUAUAGUUGAUGGUGAUCAAAUAUCAGUGAUCCUUGGUAUCAGUGAAUUUAGUAACUCCGUUGCCACAUUAGUCACAAAUUGUAAAGCUUACUCAGAAACAUCAUUAUCGGAUGAUCCACGUGGGGAAGAACUGGUCAAUCUAGUAAAGAGAUGUGCUCGUGAAGCACAAUAUUUCUUUGAGGAUUUAACAUCGGAGAAUUUGGCCGAUCAAGAUGAUGAGGCAAAGACAGACACUGUCAUUAAUGCUAACGUGGACAUGCAAGAAAAAUUACAGGAACUAACAUUAGCCAUUGAACCAUUCCUACGUGAGGCACCUUCCAAAUCCAAUGGAACCAAUGCACAUCAAGAAUUGGUGGCCACAGCACAAAACAUUGUCAAAUCAUCUCAACAAUUACGUGUCAAUCUUGAUGUUGAUGGUGUUCCAAAGCCACUGUUGGCAUUAGCAUUAGCUAUCAUUGAUGCUGUCGUGGCAUUAGUGCAAGCAGCCAUUCAAUGUCAAAAUGAAAUUGAGUCCACCACUAAGACACCAUUAAGUCAAUUUUAUAAAAAGAAUAGUAGAUGGACAGAAGGUUUAAUCUCUGCUGCAAAAGCUGUGGGGACCGCUACCAACAUGUUGAUUGGAACUGCAACGAAAUUGACCACAGGCGGUGAUACUUCACCAGAGGAAUUUAUUGUAGCAUCGAAAGAAGUGGCAGCAUCGACGGCUCAGUUAGUGGCCGCUUCAAGAGUGAAAGUUAAUGCACAUUCAAAAUCACAAGAGGCAUUGGAAAGCUCAUCUAAGGAUGUUAAUUCUGCAUGUAAACAAUUAGUCUCUCAUGUGAUGGAAGGUGUCAAUAAGAAUCAAGAUAAUGAAAAACCAUUGGAAUUCUCGUCCGAGCAUAUGGUUAAGACAGCUGAGAUGGAGCAACAAGUGGAUAUAUUGAAAUUGGAACAACAAUUAAGCAAUGCUAGAAAGAGAUUAGGUGAGAUAAGGAAGCAUGCUUAUUAUAAUAGUGAAGAUUUCGAAUAG
This is a messenger RNA of Naumovozyma castellii, 2901 nucleotides long. It is a transcript of the gene SLA2, whose product is annotated as Sla2p. The record is from RefSeq and is a predicted model, not a curated record. The coding region runs from base 1 to 2901 and encodes 966 amino acids. The transcript has a single exon. Lineage: Eukaryota; Fungi; Ascomycota; Saccharomycetes; Saccharomycetales; Saccharomycetaceae.